Molecule: messenger RNA, 471 nt
Organism: Molossus molossus (Pallas's mastiff bat)
Lineage: Eukaryota; Metazoa; Chordata; Mammalia; Chiroptera; Molossidae
Product: cytochrome c oxidase subunit 7B, mitochondrial
Exons: 3
Coding region: 105-344 (79 amino acids)
Biological process (GO): mitochondrial electron transport, cytochrome c to oxygen
Source: RefSeq, a predicted model, not a curated record
UACUGAAAGCCAUUUUGUUUUUCAGGGUUCCUUGCAAGGGUACCUGACGCGAAGUUCCAACAACCAGCCGCUGCAGUUGCUGCAGUUCCGUCUUCAGCUUCACGAUGUUUCCAUUGGCCAAAAACGCGCUAAGUCGUCUCCCAGUUCGAAGCAUUCAGCAAAAAAUGUCAAGGCAGAUGCACCAGAAACAGGCACCCGACUUCCAUGACAAAUAUGGUAAUCUUGUAUUAGCUAGUGGAGCCACUUUCUGUAUUGCUGCCUGGGCAUAUACAGCAACGCAGAUUGGAAUAGAGUGGAACCUGUCGCCAGUUGGCAGAGUCACCCCAAAGGAAUGGAGAGAUUAGUAAUCAUCCCAGAUGGUGUAAUAAAGAAUUGUUUCAAAACCAACUCAUCAUUGAUGCCAAGUGAAAGCACUGUGUACCCAUUAAAAUAUGGCAUGAUUAGAGAAAUAAAAUACAUUUGAAACUUGUA